UCAUACACGCACAAACACGCACACAGGUGCAGAGGAAUGAGAUGAGGAGUGCUGCUAUGAAGGAGGUGGAUGCACAUGGAUGACAGCGUAGCAGAGACAAGUGGUGUGGAGGAGGGGGAGUCACACACACUGGGACAAGACCAUGGCUUGAAGAUGAGCAGUCCUCAGACCAAGUCGGAAGAGAAAGACUGUUCGACCCCAGAAGAACUGGAGUGUAAAAUCUGUUACCAGCGCUACAAUGCACACAACCGGAAGCCUAAGAUCCUGGACUGCCUGCAUCGGGUCUGCACCCGCUGCCUCAUCAAGAUCCUGGACAUCGCUGACAGAGCGGGCUGCAUUCCCUGCCCCUUCUGCCGACACCAGACUGAGAUCACAGAGUGCCAGGUCUCCGCUCUGCCCGACGACGUUAACAUCAUGUCCCACCUGGCCAUGCGGGACAAGCCCAGUAGCACGGACCAGAACAGGGAGGUGGUCCUGACUCCCAAGAGUUUCUCCUCCACCAGCUCGUCCUGCGACUCCUCCAACUGCCUAGUCAUCACUAUAAUGGAGGUUCCGAGGGACUCGCAGCGCUCUCCAAGCCGGAAUGGCAGCUCUGAUAUCUACGCUGAGCAGAGCCUGGACUCCGUGUCAAUAGGCUCUAACGGGCCUGCUGAUCCUGAUCCCUUGCCUAAGUUCUGUAAUCAUGUCCCACGCAUCUUGGUCUGGCUGCUGGGUUUCUUAUAUUUUGGUUCGCUGCCUCUAGGAAUCUACUUGUUAGUGAUCCAGAGAGUGACUCUUGGAAUCGUAUGUGUUAGUUUAGUGCCAUCGAGCCUGACAGUUUGCUUAGUUUACGGGUUUUGCCAGUGCCUGUGUCAGGGCAUGUGUGAUUGCUUCGCCAGAGGCUAAUGGGAUGAUAACCGGUUGUUCCAGCAAUAAGGAAGGAGUCAACUUCAGAGAACAUGGGAGAUGCUGUCUUCUGUGGAUAGAUAAGAAGCUCAAGUCGAGAAUAACUUCCUGCUCUGCACCGGCUUAGUAACGAGCCCAGCAGGCAGCUGCUGUCAUACAAUUAAAGGCCAGUAAGAUGGAAUAAGAAGACUAUUUUCAGUCAUGUGCUGUGCUUGUUUUUAUGCCURCUGCUGCAGCUCAGACACCAGCUUGGCCAAGAGGAACAGAGCCACGCCGAGCUCAGCGAGUGGCGGGAGCCUACAGUACAUGUACCUGCAAUCCUGUGAUGUAUGUUUGUGACCUUUAACUGUUCUGUGUUUGCAUAUGACCUGGUCUAACAGAACAUUAAAGAGCAGACCGUUAACAUCACACCAAGUCAAAUCUUUAAAGAUGAGAUUUAAGAAAAAUAGACCAAAUCAUAACUGGACCCUUGGUUUUCAACUUUUUGUUCAAACAUAAUCAUGAAUGUAAAAUGUUCUUCACAAAAUCAUUUUAAACAAAUGAGAAACUGAACCUAUGACUAUAACUUGCUGUGAGGCAACUGUGGUAACCACUAAUCCAUCGUGCUGACCAGGAUCAUAUUAUUUGCCAACAAAAAAGGUCUUGUUUGUUCGCACAUCUAUGAUUGGAAAACUAUAAAAUAAAUUUUAAAAACUUUUACGGUGUGAGGCUUAUAGAUUCUGAGGGCAAAAAGGUGAGGAUCGUGACUUUUUGAUUUCUGCUAAUUAAUUUUAACUUUAAAUUGUGGUGAUGUAUUUUUACAGGACAAAAAUCUAAACAUAAAAUGAAACAAAACCUGAAACAAUUCAAUAAUUACAUGACUAAGCACAAGGUGAAAAGUCCACUUUGACUGUAACUGUUAAGAAUUAGAUUAGGACCGAUGGUUUUUAUAUUAUUUUUUUUCUCGUGUCAUUUAUUAGCUUAAAUCAGUUCAGUAUUUGUGACGAAAUAAACGGUAAGCUUCACAACUUCUUCUAACAUCAGCACACUUUCCAGUCUGUCAGUGGUUCAACGUCGUGUAGAUUUCAGUACGUUCAGGCUUUUCCCUUCAGCUCUGCACACAUCCUGUUGAGCCAGAUUUGUCUUGUGAGGCGUUGAGAAUGAACGCUGUUAAACCCUGACAUAACUGGCAUUUCUGGCAGCCCUUCAGAGAAAGGGUUUGCAGGCUGUAAAAUUAUUUCACAAACAUGUUUCUCUACGUAACCUGACUGCUCAUGAGCAGUGUGGUUUACAUUUAAUGAGUUACAUCACCGUAUUUGUUUGGAGCCAAACAUGUGCCAAAUACUUUGACAACAACAUCUUUCCUGUCCUCACAUGUAUUCAUAAAAUUAACCUAUGAGUCGAUUUAGAACCCUCUGAGUGUAAUGUUGAUCAUUAGGGAUGACCUGGAAUAACAUAUCUAUGUAUUUUACAUGCUGUUCAGUGUAAAAGUUCAGAGUCUUGAUAUAUAACAUUAAUGUAGUUAUUCUGGAUAUUAGACUCGCCAUCCACAAAUCAAACUCAAUAUCUGACCAAAAUGUUAUUAUUUAGGAAGAGUGUUAACAUAGGUUUGCAAACAAAGUAAUAUCCAUUUGAAGUUUGAGAUUUAAAAAGCACCAAAACACCGUAUUAAAAUAAGGUAAUAAAUGUUCUUCACUUUAGUUGUCAGUGGUUUUAAUAUUGUGUCUGUUUUUUUGUUUUGUUUGUUUUACAUGUUAACUUCUUCUGUUCAGUUUUCUCUACCCGUCUUUACACCCACGCUUUUAGUUUUCUUGUGUUUUCUACAAUCUAACAUUUGCUUAGUAACACACAACUAAGUGAUGCUGUGAGACAAUGAAUUAAAAUGAACUAUUUUCAAUAUG
This is a messenger RNA of Austrofundulus limnaeus, 2765 nucleotides long. Its product is annotated as E3 ubiquitin-protein ligase RNF182. Lineage: Eukaryota; Metazoa; Chordata; Actinopteri; Cyprinodontiformes; Rivulidae. The transcript has 2 exons. The record is from RefSeq and is a predicted model, not a curated record. The coding region runs from base 70 to 885 and encodes 271 amino acids.